This is a messenger RNA of Quercus lobata, 6402 nucleotides long. Its product is annotated as disease resistance protein RGA2-like. Gene Ontology annotation, molecular function: protein binding; ADP binding. The record is from RefSeq and is a predicted model, not a curated record. The coding region runs from base 34 to 3534 and encodes 1166 amino acids. The transcript is spliced from 19 exons. Lineage: Eukaryota; Viridiplantae; Streptophyta; Magnoliopsida; Fagales; Fagaceae.
UAUUCCACUACAGUUGUUGUACUUGUGAGCACGAUGGCAGAGGAAAUCGUAAGCAGGGUGAUUUCAUUUGCUACUGAGCUGAUCGGCAAUGCUCGGAGCUGCAAGGAGGAGCUGAGAGGGCUUGGUGAAUCAUUAACCAUGAUUCGAGCUGUUUUGACUGAUGCCGAGAGAAGACAAGUGAGAGAUGAGUCUGUGAAGCUUUGGCUCCAAAAGCUUGAAGAUGUUGCUUAUGAAGCUGACGAUGUGCUGGACGAGUUUAUGUACGAGAAUCUCCGGCAAAAGAUAGAGGUCGAAAACGAAAGGAAGAGAAAGGUAAACUUCCUCGACCCAUUUAUUUUCAGUCUCUCCAUGGCGAAAAAAAUUAAGGCUGUUCAGGAAAAACUAGCAAAAGUAAAUGGGUUGGUAAAUGGGUUUGGACUUGCUAGAAUAUUGUCAGUAGAUUCAAAUGUUGAGAUUGUUCCAACUAGAGAGACAGACUCCUUUCUUGAUCAUUCAGAAGUUGUAGGAAGGAAAAGUCAAGUUUCAAAAAUAGUGAGCUUGCUGACUAGUGCAACCAAUCAACAACUCUCCGUCAUUCCUAUAGUCGGCAUGGCUGGUUUGGGAAAGACAACUUUUGCAAAACUAGUGUACAAUCAUGAGCUAGUAAAAAAACAUUUUGAUAAGACAAUGUGGGUAUGUGUCUCUGAUGAUUUUAAUGAACAAAAUAUUUUAAGAGGGAUUCUUGAAUCCCUUACCAAUAACUCAAGUCUUUCAGUAAGUAAGAAUACGGUACUUCAAAACCUUCAAAAAGAGUUGCAGGGGAAAAAAUAUCUUCUAAUUCUUGAUGAUGUAUGGAAUGAAGUUCUACUAAAAUGGGAUACAUUAAGGGAUUGGUUGUUAGGAAUUAUGUCAAAUACUGGAAACAGUAUUAUUGUUACAACCCGUAGUGACAAAGUGGCAGAAAUCAUGGAGACACAUCCCCGGCAUCACUUAGAAAGACUACCUGAGGCAGAAUGCUGGUCCAUAAUCAAGAAAAAAGUAUCUUCAACUCCAUUAACUCCAGAUUUGGAGGCUAUCGGAUAUGAUAUUGCCAAAAAAUGUGGAGGGGUCCCAUUAGCAGCAAAAGUCCUAGGAGGGACAAUGGCUCGUAAAAAAGUCAAAAAUGAAUGGUUAGCAAUUCAAAACAAUGAAAUUUGGAAUUACCCACAUGUUAGCCAUGAAAUGUUACCAAUAUUAAAAUUGAGCUUUGAUCAUCUGCAAUCACCAUCUCUUAAAAAAUGCUUUGCAUAUUGUUCAAUUUUUCCUAAAGAUUACAUGAUUGCAAAGGAAGAGUUAAUUCAGUUUUGGAUGGCUGAAGGGUUCCUUCAACCAUCUCAAGGAAGUUGUGUGGUAAUGGAGGAUAUUGGUAACAUGUAUUUUGACAUCUUGUUGGCAAAUUCCUUAUUUCAAGAUGAGAAAAAGGAUGAGUUUGAUAAUAUUAUCAUUUGCAAGAUGCAUGAUUUGGUACAUGAUCUUGCACUCUCAGUUUCAAAAUUUGAGACCUUAUUUUUGAAUAAGGAUUUGGAGGGUGACAUCAGUUACACACGAUAUUUAUUUAUCGAAUCUGAUGGUAAAAUUAUACCAAGAAUUCCAUCUUCAAAAGAUGAUGUUAGGAGAUUGCGCACAUUUGUUUCAAAAAAUGUUGUGCUUGGCAACACGUUAUUAAAUUUUAAUUGCUUACGUGUUCUAAAAUUAAAUGGAAACUCUAUAAAAGAAUUGCCAAGUUCAGUUGGCCUUUUAAUACAUUUGAGGCUUCUCAGCGUCGCAAGUUUAUCCAUCAGAGCAUUACCAAAGUCCAUCACCAAACUCUACAAUUUGCAAACUUUAAGAAUCGAAGGUUGCCGAAAUGUCAGAGAGCCUCCUGAAGAUCUAAAACAAUUGAUAAACUUAAGGCAUAUUUAUAUCCCUUAUGGCUUUUAUGAAAAACUUAAGGAUAUAGGGCAAUUGACGUGUCUACAAACAUUGCCAUGUUUUAUUGUGGGUCAAGAUGCAGGUCAUCGGAUCGAGGAAUUGGGAUGCUUAAAUCAACUUAGAGGAAAAUUAAACCUCUGGAAUCUAGGGCAUGUGAGAGAUAGAGAAGAAGCCCGAAGAGCAAAUUUAGAAGAAAAGGCCAAAAUAUACAAGUUGAGAUUUUACUGGACGAGACGGGGAUCGGAAAGAGAAGGCAACCACGAGAAUGAUGAAGAGGUGUUGGAAGGUCUCAAGCCUCACCGACAUUUGAAGAGCUUAGCAAUUGAUGGCUUUGGAGGAAAGAAAUUCCCAUCAUGGAUGUCUCUGCUAUUUGGCAAUUUGAUUGAGAUCGAAUUUGGCAAUUGCAGAAAAUGUGAGGUUCUUCCCACUCUUGGGCUUCUACCCCAUCUUACGGUUCUUACAAUAAAAGGUAUGGAUGGUGUAAGACGUAUAGGAACUGAGUUUUACAGUAACUAUAAUAAUGGAAGUGAUGGCACUAUAUUGUUCCCAGCUUUGAGAAAACUUGAUUUGAGUAGAAUGCCCAAUCUAGAGGAAUGGACGGAUGUGAUGGAGCCAGCAACAACAACAGGCCUAAUGGUGUUUCCUUGCCUUGAGGAGUUGAGCAUUCAAUUUUGUAACCAACUGAAAAGUGCUCCAUGUUUUUUUUCGAGUCUAAAGAAAUUACUCAUUAGGGACAUGUGUAGCACGACAUUUGAAAACAUUAUCAGCAAGCUUACCACACUCACGUCCCUCGAGGUUUGGAAUAUUUCAGGACUUGCUUGUCUGCCAGAGAAGUUAUUGCAAAAAAAUGGGAGUCUCAUGUCUCUGACGGUAGCGGGAUGGGCCGAUUUGGUGUCCAUCGUGUCACAUGAGGAUGUAUGGGCCUUCUGCACCUCUCUUCGAUCGCUUAAAAUAAAAGUCUGUUGGAAAUUACAAAUACAAGGUGUCCCAUCCCAUCUUCAACGCUUGGAGAUAUCUGGGUGUGUUAUUCUACCUACUGGGCUACAAUCAUGCACGUCUCUUACCCUGCUAGAGAUUCAGCGUUGUGGUAAAUUGAAAUCUAUUCCAAAUCUAGGACAAUUGCAUUCUCUUACCCAAUUAAAAAUUAGGUAUUGCGAUAAUCUGAUAUCAAUACCUUAUUUAAGAGGAUUGCAUUCUCUUAUCGAAUUACGAAUUUGUCAUUGUCCUAAAUUGACGAGUCUCCCAGAGGGUUUAGAAUCUCUCACCCGCCUGAAGACUUUGGCGAUUGGCAAGUUUUGUGAGGAGCUGGAUGAUUUCCCUAGUCUCGUUUCUAUCGAACACUUGCACGCAUCCCUGCAACAUUUAGAAUUGAGAGGGUGGCCUAAACUUAAGUCCAUACCGGACAAUAUUCAAAUCUUGACUGCCCUUGAAAGUCUCUUCAUAUCUCACUUUGAAGCCAUGGAAACUUUGCCUGAGUGGUUGACCAAGCUUUCUUCUCUUCAAAUUCUGGAAAUCUUUCGUUGCUCCAAGUUAAAGGAAAGUUGUGCAAUUGGUGGAAAAGAGCAGUACAAAAUUGCCCAUAUUCCAGAUAUCAGAAUCUAUUAAGCGAACAAGCGAAACGAAUGGUUUCAUACAAGACCUGCGUACUAUACUUAAGUGGAUCAUGGGUUAACAUUUUCUCUCCUCAAGAGCUCCAAUUCCCCUACUAAAGAGAUGUUCUCUGGUGUUAGCCAAGUGGAAGGUUUCUUAAAUUGGUCAAGAAUUUUUUUAGAAGUUAUUGCCAACGUGAUGCUCACUUUACAGCAAAAGCUGGAUAUUGCUUAUUGUUGUUGCUGCUAGAGUGGCUAACAAUUGCACACAGUCUAGUGGGGGUGUCAAUUUGAUUCCUAUCUGGUUGGAGUUUAUUAAAAUUUUGAUGCAAGGACCUUACUUAUCUCCCUAAAGUGGAUUUCAUGCAUUUGAUCACCAAAUUGCUACGUCUAUUUGUUCAUAACUGUCUCAAAGUUAAAUAAAUAGAUGUGUUGAGGGCGAUGACACAUAUAUAUUGUUACAACAGUAUGUGUGGUGCUAGUGACAACAUAUAUAUUGUAUUCAGCCGGAAGAACAAUUUGACUAAUUCAAUGGAGUUUAGUAGAAGUUCUUUAAAGUUGAAGAGAAGGGAAGAUUCUACUUAGGAGCAGCAUAUGACAAUCAUGAUUCCCUAAAGCUGAUGCAUGUGCUCCCUCACCACAUUAUGCAAUAUAUUAGAUAUUUUAUUGUCCAAGAUUUUCAUCAUUAAAAGGAAGGAUGAGUUGAAGGUAAUGCCCCAGGUUUUCCAAGAUUGUCAUCUAAAACAGUUUGACUGUUAUGUCAUCCACCUAGUAGCAUCUUGAAGCUUAUGUGAUAUCAGAAAAAGCUGGUGGAAGACUUGGUUCUUGAAUUUCAACCAAGGUCCGCUAAUGCGUGAACAGAAAAGUAUACAUAGCAAAGGGAAAAGGGAAAUUAAGGAUCACCUAUGUCAUAAUCAAAAAUGAAAAAUAGACACUUUACAUCAAUUCCAUCCAUAUUGUGCUCUUUUUUGAUGAAAUCCAAGCCAGUGAAAAGAAGGAAUAAGAUAUUUCCUGCUGAACUCAGUCAUGGCGGUAAGGAUAGGAACAAUUAGAUUUCUUCCCCUACUUAUUACAAAUUCCAGGACCUACAAAAUUUUGAGGUGAAUUUGUAAGUUUAGAUGUCAUUUUAUCUUUAUUAUAUUGAUACCCAUUUAUAUCAUCAGUUUGAGUCAUUAAUAUUGAUUGUGUUGGGGUGGAGAAGCUCUGUAUCUCUUCAACAAAUGAAUUCCAGGGACAAGAAUGCCCCUACCUUCCAGUAAAGAUGGAGUGCAAUCCCUCUCUUUGGACAUGUAAUUAAGUGGAAGGUUCGACACAGUAGUUGAAGGUUUAUUUUAACUUAUACACUUGUGAAGCCCUAGCUUACAGUCAAAACUACUGUUCACUUUGAAAAGGAGAGAGAACUAGUCAGAGUGGACCAGGGAUAAAAGAUUGUUCACUUUGAAUCACAAUAGAUGGACUUUUAAAUUGAUUUCAUUGCUUCUUUGUUAUUCACUAAAAUUUUGGCAAAUUGACAGCAGUGGGGAGUUUGAUGACUCUGUGCGAGUUAUAUGGAAUUCUUCAAGGUUGCACACAAGUCAAACAUUAUGUGGGUGGUGACCAAUGCUCAAGUUGCUGGCUCAUCUUUUUGAACAAGUAUGCAACUUGCAAGAAGCUGAGAUUUCUAUCAACAGGGGGAAGGAUGCGGUACCUUACUAACUAGUAGAUGCUGGAAAUACUUAAUUUCCCAAUUAGAGUUCUUGUACUUCAGCAUAGAUAAUUUAAGAUUGUCAACUAGAACCAUAACUUGUAUGUAUCUACAAUUGUUGAUUGGGUAUAUUCAGUAUCACCAUCGACAAUGCAUCAAGUUCUGACAAUUCAUCCCCUUUUCAAAUCUUCAGUAUGACUCCCUAACUUAAAGUUGCUGUAGCAGUGACUUCAACACUUUUCAAGAUUCUGAGAUUUGUGUAAGAAAUUGAAGAGCCCAAUUAGGAAAACAAAUUGAAACUCGAAUUUGAUGCAUUUUUUCCUGAGAUCAAGUUAUGGAUUUUGGAUUCUAUGGUCAGUCCACAAUCCAUGGAUGCUGAAGGAAUCCAUGGUGUGAUCUCGUAGUUCCUACAAGUUGGCACCAGGUUGUUGACAACCAACAAUAUAAUAAUUCGUAAUAGUUCAUCCACCUAUCAAAUCUUAUGUUGUUAUCAUGGCCUCAUAGAGCCCUUUGUUCCAGUGACUUCAACAUUUUACUGUACAUUGAGUCUUCUCUUUUCAUCAGCCUUGUUGUCCUAACUUAAGAGGCCAACUUGUUUGGGUGCCCCAGUUCAUACAAAUGUUCAAGAUGAUAUUUCCAUAAAGUUAGUAGAUAAGGGGAAAAGAGUGAGAUGCACAACAGUGGUUGAACUAGAAGGCAUUCUUACAUUGUUUGACUCUCCUGAGUAGCUCCAUAUAUGCAUGACCAUGCUGGCUUCUUUGAAUUGAACUUCUUAUAAAUUGGUUCUACUCAGUGUUACACAGGCCAUCAAACAAUAUAGCCAUUCCAAACAUGUUCUGCUGUCUCACUUUCAGCUUUGACAUCAUCAACCAUCGUUGAAACUUGCUCUAAACUAGAGCUUGUCCUUAGCAAGAAAGAACUGGAGUUCUCAAGAUUACAUGCCAAGUAUAUGGAUCAUGAUCAAAAGCUUUUACAGUGCUUCUCCCUUUUAUUAAUAUUGAGAAAUUUGUCCUCAGAUGAUCUUAGUUUUCAUAGUAGGUCAUUGUAUGUAAAUAACGUUUAUCAGGCAUACUUUGUUUUGUACUUGUAAUCAUUUUCAAGUUGUUUUUCAUUUUCAAAUUGUGUUUCUUGUUAGACUAUAAAAGGGCCAAUUAACUCUUUGGUCACCAUGAUUAGACUAAUAAAAGGGUUACAGAUGGA